AUGCAUUCGUAUGCCCCCAGGAGAUGUCUGUGCAUAGUUUUUUUCGGGAGAAUUCAGACAACGUUUCUGCAUGGACUAUACAAAAUUUCCUUCAUUGUUAUCCAUCAGAUCUCCCAAAGUACUGCAGUAGCCUUUCGAAAAUUAAAUCAUAUAAAGACAUUGCAGUGUCCAUACGGAAAUACUGUAUACAACAGAUGGAAUUCUUGGGCUCUACUGAAGGUCAAACCCAUGUCCGCACCUUGGAGGCAAAGAAUCGAACUAGAAUAAACACUAAGCUUAUUCAAGAAAAUGAACUUGAUCUUUCACAACGAGAUACAAUUUCCCAACAAGAUGCUCAGCUUGCCCCUGGACAGAAAGACAUUCCCAUUGAAACAGAGAUCUUAAUUCAAGACGAAGCCCAGGGUAUCAGAUCAUCAAAACGUCUUCGCGUGACACAAAGUAUCAGUGAAGAAAGCGACGACAAUAUUGAAGAAGAUGAAGAUCAUGAUGAUAGUGAAUUUGGACUUGUGCGGGACGUUCUUGAAGAUAACAGCGAUGAUGAUGUUAACGCUUUUCUCUACGGCUCACAAGAAAAUGAGGCAUCAUCAUCUACGUCAUCGUCUUCACCGUUACUAAGACCAUCUAUACUCCCUGAAGAUCAAUCAACCUGUGGCAAGUCUAAGUACCAAGGACGGAAGAAGAGGUUUGAGAGUCUUGAUAUGUCACGCUUUUGGAAGUUGAGGUCGGGACGGACAGUUGAGGAAAUAUUGUUUAAUGGCAGUUUAAAGAAAAAUGCCCCUGUCUCGAUUCGCUCUUGUACAGUCAACUUUGAUUGCAGUGUAACUAAGGCACUUUUCUCAAACGAAGAGUGGCAUGAACUUGAGGAACACAAUGAUUUCACGUUCCCUCGCUUAGCAACCACUAUCACUGACUACAUUAUGGCCCUCCGAUCGGCAAUGCUAGCAGGCCGUCAUGUUACCACAGUCCCCUUACCAGACCAGGAUCAAUUUUCUUGCGAGCUAAUAAUGACUACAUGCAUGAGAUGGGCCAGGAUGUAUGCAAAGUCUCCUACCCCUUUUACUUCAAGGGACCUUUCCGAGUCAUUUUGGGCUCGUUCGUCUUGGCCACUGCUUAAGGAAUUAUUUGACGAUGUGUCUGAGAUCAUCAUGAUUGAUGGUGAGAAAGCCGGACUAGAAUCGAAGAUUAGGAGGAACAAAUCUAGACGAACUGAAAGUGACGCCUCAACAAGACGGCGCAUUGGUCGUAAACUCGACUUGGUUGCAAGAAAUUACUUACGAAAGGAGGAUUGGUUCAUAGUUCAAUUUAUGAAUGAAUGGAAUCCUAAAGCCCCAAAGUUCCUUGUUGAAGCAAACGUCCAUCUUUUCCGUGAACUUCACAAUAUCAUGGUACAUCGUUUACAGCAAGCUAAAAAUGAUGAUUUCCAAACGAGAGCGAGGUUUUUUAGCAUUUAUGCAGGUGAUCGAGGCUUUCGAACAUUGGAAUUGAGGGCUGCAGGUUCUAGGACUUACGUUGCGCUAUGCAAGAUUCAUAAAUGCUAUAGCUUGCCUCCGUUCUAUGAUAAUCUUUCAAAACAGUUUCAAAGUUUGACUCACAUUCUUCAGCUAAGGGUAAUACAGCUUUGCUAUAUCCACUUUACUACACAAAGUUUGAUACUUACACGUUUGUUUUUCUUGGCUGUAGGCCUGUGCUUCAGAAACGAUAUAUCUUUACCAGCAGGUCUUGAGAAACCCAUACGGACUCAAUGAAAGUGAUGAUUGGCUGUAUGAAAAUAGUAACGUCAGUCUGGAUGAUGAGACCCUUGCCUCUUCUCCUUAACAGCAUCAUUUAUUCCACCUUGAGUCAAACACUUUUAUAUCAUUUGAGUUACUUGAUUAAGACUUGUCCAGCAUCGACCAAAUUGUCUCAUACUGUCGUUACAUCAACACUGUUUGUAGAUAGGGAUAGUAGGAAUAAGUACAUCGGACAAACAGUUUGCAAAUAAAAUAAAAAAAAACCCCC
Messenger RNA from Lobosporangium transversale, 1998 nucleotides. RefSeq lists its product as hypothetical. Lineage: Eukaryota; Fungi; Mortierellomycota; Mortierellomycetes; Mortierellales; Mortierellaceae. The transcript has 7 exons. The coding region runs from base 24 to 1745 and encodes 573 amino acids. The record is from RefSeq and is a predicted model, not a curated record.